Cucumis sativus (cucumber) is the source of this 1300-nucleotide messenger RNA. Its product is annotated as guanylate kinase 3, chloroplastic. The transcript has 2 exons. NCBI's taxonomy places the organism in Eukaryota, Viridiplantae, Streptophyta, Magnoliopsida, Cucurbitales, Cucurbitaceae. The record is from RefSeq and is a predicted model, not a curated record. The coding region runs from base 65 to 919 and encodes 284 amino acids. Gene Ontology annotation, cellular component: cytosol. Gene Ontology annotation, molecular function: GMP kinase activity.
UUCUUUUUUCAAAUGAAAUGGAGAAACUGUAAACUGCACUUCCCAAUUUUUCGUCUCUCCCCUCAUGGCUCGCAGAUUCUUCAGCACUUCUCUUUCCCUUUCCCGCUCUUUAACUCGCCACACAAAGUUUCCCAAUCCCAUUCCUUUUCCUAAUUUAAUCAAACCCAUUCAAUCAUUCCAUCUAACCCCACCAUUUUUCUCUUCCGUUUCUCAAAUCGGCGAUGCCCUUUCCCCCACCAUUCAGCCGCCCGACGAAGAUAACCGAUCGGAAUUGCUUCGCUCCCUUGAAGUUUUGCUUGGUUCUUCGUUUCGCUCCGACCGUUUGGUCUACAAUCAAAGCCCUUUAGUUAUUGUGCUCAGUGGCCCACCUGGGGUCGGAAACGAUGCUGUGAUUAAGCGAUUGAGAGAAGUCCGAGAAGGCCUCCAUUUCGCUGUCACAGCGACGACUCGUCCAAUGCGACCUGGUGAAGUCGAUGGAAAAGAUUGUUAUUUCAUCUCCAAAGAAGAGUUUUCUGCUAUGAUGAAGAGGAACGAGCUUCUGGAAUUUUCGUUUAUGUAUGGACAUUACAAGGGGAUUCCCAAAACGCAAAUUCGUGAGUUUAUGGAAAAAGGGUAUGAUAUUGUUUUGAGAGUUGAAAUUUCAAGAGCUAAAAUAUUGAGGAAGAUUCUUCGAAAUUCUGCUGUUUUUGUGUUUUUGAUGGCGGAGAGUGAGGCUAAAUUAGGGGAGAGGUCGAUUGAUAGGAAGACAGGGACUGAAGAAUCAUUGUUGGUGAGACUUCCAUGGGUUAGAGAGAAUGUUAAGAAUUUUGAUUACGUGGUUGUGAAUACAGAUGGGAAGUUGGAGAGUGCAGUUAAGCUUGUGGAAUCCAUUAUUGAUGCUGAGAAGGCAAAGGUCCGGCAGAGAAGGACUGUUGUUUAGAUUCAGACUGUUGUUUAGAUUCAGCUUGUGAGACAUCAUUUUGCAAGAAAGAAACCCUUUUGUUGAUGAAAUGAGGCUAAUACUCAAAAUACAAUAACACAAAAUAGAGCCAAAAUACAGAAACAUAGAAAUUUGGAAUCAUAGCAAGAUAUCUCAACUAGGUUGACACAGCUGCUCAUGGGAGUGAUGAUUGAAAAGAUAGAAGUGAAUUUUGGUGUUAUAUGGACGGAUUAAUGGAGAUUAUGUUGAAGAACUGGGAAAGACCCACAAAAAGAGAUGUGUUGUGAAACCAAAUAGUCUUUUUUAUGUUGUAUGAAAUAUUCUGCACUCAAAUGUGAGAAGAGAUUUUAUUUAUAGGAAAAAUAUACUAGUAGUUGGUUA